Messenger RNA from Didymodactylos carnosus, 729 nucleotides. Lineage: Eukaryota; Metazoa; Rotifera; Eurotatoria; Philodinida; Philodinidae. The record is from the annotation of a GenBank genome assembly.
AUGGAACAGCCGGAAUCAAAUCCAACGCAUUGUAAAAAUGGUUGUGGUUUCUAUGGAAGCCAAGCGUGCGAAGGCAUGUGUUCAAAAUGUUAUAAAGCUUAUGUAAAAGGAAAAUAUAAUACUGGAAGAAGCAGUCCAUGUAACAAUUAUUAUUCAUCAUCUUCAACAAAUCAUCAAACAUCAUCCACAUCAUUUACAACGCCACAACAGCCACAGCAAAAUGAACAAGUUAUGGAUGAUUCUGCCAAUAUUGUUGGAGCGAUGGAUGAAGAUAACGAUAAUUCAACAACAACAGUGACGAAAACAGACAGUGAAAAACCAACUUCUGUUACAAAUGUCAGUGAAAAUGAAGUAAAUGAUGAAUCUUCGAAUAAUAACUUGAUACCAAGAGUUGUUUCCGCACCAUCGUUGCCUAUUACUAUAACGAAAAAUAUUGACAUACCAAAAAACAAUUCAGCAGCAUCAUAUUCUGAAACAGACAAUUCAGUCGGUCUAGAAUCGGGAUCUCUGUCUGGUACUAGUAUGGAUAAAAAGAAAAAACAAAAAUGUCUAAUAUGUAAUAGAAAACUUGCAUUGACUGAAUAUCCUUGUCGUUGUGGCGGACAUUAUUGUUCAUUACAUCGUUAUGCCAAUGAACAUAAUUGUACAUUUGACUAUAAAGAACAUGGUCAAAAUGAGAUUAGACGAAAUAUGCCAGUUGUACAAGGUGACAAAAUAACAAAAAUCUAA